ACUCAUUGCUCUCGCUAUAAAUAGUCUUCACUUCUCAGUUCAUAUCUUGUGGCGUUUACCUAAAUGAGUUCUCAAAUCAUGUGGUUGGUUUUUUGGACUUUGAUUCUCAUCGCUAAGUUCGUUUUGGCAGGAGCUUACGAAGACAAAACAGAGGUUCACAUUGCUUACCUAGGUGCACGAAAACACAAUGAUGUAAAGCUAACAACAGCUUCACAUAUUGACUUGUUGAAAUCACUACUCGGAAGCAAAAAGGAUGCAAGGGAGUCCAUGAUAUACAGCUACAAACAUGGCUUCUCAGGCUUCGCCGCUCAUCUCACUUCUUCUCAAGCUAAGAAACUUUCAGAGCAUCCUGAUGUAGUCCAAGUGACUCGAGAUAGCUACUAUGAACCUCAAACGACUAGGACGUAUGACUUCUUAGGGCUUUCUCAAAGCAAUCCAGAAGGCCUUCUUCUCCAGGCUAGGAUGGGUGAGGACAUCAUCAUUGGUUUCGUUGACUCAGGUGUUUGGCCAGAGUCGGAGUCAUUUAACGACCGAGGGUUAGGACCAAUCCCUGAGCGGUGGAAAGGGAAAUGCAUGGACGGUCAAGACUUUGACUCGAAGAAACACUGCAACCGCAAGCUGAUAGGAGCAAGGUACUACUUGAAGAAAAAACGUACAUCAGGCACCGACUACAUGUCCGCGAGGGAAAGUGUGGCUCAUGGUACCCAUGUGGCCUCCAUAGCAGGAGGCUCCUUGGUCCCAAAUGUGAGUGACAAGGGAUUGGGAGUGGGCACGGUGAGAGGUGGGGCGCCCAGUGCACGUAUCGCAGUCUACAAGGCGUGUUGGAAAGGAGAAGAAGAGAAGAGCUGCGAGUAUAGUGACAUCUUAAAGGCCAUGGACGACGCCAUAUAUGAUGGGGUGGACGUGCUGUCGAUCUCACUAGCCAGCGCGAUCCCUAUACUGACGGAAACCAAUAGGCUUGAUGAGAUAUCGUAUGGAGCAUUCCAUGCAAUCUCAAAGGGUAUUCCCGUGAUCUGUGCGGGAGGCAACUCUGGCCCCGGAGCUUACACAGUCUUUAAUAUAGCUCCAUGGAUAAUAACAGUUGCUGCCACCACUCUUGACCGGUGGUUUCCCACACCUUUGACCCUAGGGAACAACGUUACUCUACUGGCACGGACAGCGUUCAAGGGACGUGAAAUCCAAGGGGGUCUAAUAUACGUAGAAAAUGCGAAGGAGAUAACAAGUGCCCUAAAGGGGAAAGUCGUUCUAGUUUUCGUAACUGCAGAUGGAGGAGAUUCUGGUCCAGAAUUUAUAGAGGCUUCUACCGACGCAGAACUGAAGGCUCUCAUAAUCGCAGACAAAAUACAAGAUUUUAAUGUCAUCGUAACCGAUAUCCCUCCAAUAUUGAUAAACAUCGAUUAUGAGCAAGGAACUACGAUGAUGAAGUACAUAGGUUCCACCAGCUUGCCCACCAUAAAAAUAAGCUCCGCAAUCACGCUCACUGGGCCACUUGUAGCCACUAAGGUUGCUGACUUCUCAGGUAGAGGACCCAAUUCCGUAUCUCCAUACGUUCUCAAGCCUGAUAUAGCAGCUCCGGGUGUAGCCAUAGUGGCCGCUACCACCCCAUUAGACCCGGGCGCCCAGAAUGGUUACGUUUCCAAGUCGGGAACUUCAAUGUCCACACCUGUGGUCGCCGGUGUGGUUGCACUGCUCAGAGCCGUCCAUCCAGAUUGGUCUCCUGCUGCACUUAGAUCAGCUAUCGUCACUACAGCUUCGACAACGGAUCCAUACGGAGAACCUAUCUUUGCGGAUGGAAUGUCACGAAAGUUAGCUGACCCGUUUGAUUUCGGUGGAGGGUUGGUGAACCCGAACAGAGCAGCAGAUCCUGGUCUUGUCUACGACGCAGGCGAAGAAGACUAUCUACUCUUUCUGUGUGCUUCAGGUUACGACCAGGCAUCCAUCAAGAACAUAGCGAACAGAACGGAAUAUGAAUGCCCUAUUCCACUGCCGUCCAUGCUCGACCUCAACUUGCCUUCAAUCACCAUCCCUUUCCUCAAAGAAGACGUAACACUCACUAGGACCGUGACCAAUGUUGGACCCGUCAACUCAGUCUAUACGGUCAACGUCCAGCCUCCUCUAGGUAUCGAAAUCAACGUCACACCCAGCAUAUUGAUCUUUUGCUCAUCCGUCAAGCAACUCAGCUUCAGUGUCACGGUAUCCACCACUCACAAAGCUAAUUCCAUCUACUACUUUGGGAGCUUGACCUGGACCGACAUUUCUCACAAGGUCACCAUUCCAAUAUCUGUUAGGACUCAAAUGCUUAUGUAUUUCGACCUUUGAGUUUGGAAUCUCAUCACCUUAAAAAUGCUUUGUGUAAAA
Molecule: messenger RNA, 2358 nt
Organism: Raphanus sativus (radish)
Lineage: Eukaryota; Viridiplantae; Streptophyta; Magnoliopsida; Brassicales; Brassicaceae
Product: subtilisin-like protease SBT3.11
Exons: 9
Coding region: 64-2319 (751 amino acids)
Biological process (GO): proteolysis
Molecular function (GO): serine-type endopeptidase activity
Source: RefSeq, a predicted model, not a curated record